AUGAAAUUAUAGUCAGAUUAAUCUGCAAAGUAUUUCGAAUCGCUGACAUUUCGACUUGACGCAAAGAUUUUUCAAUAUGGUGGUUGAAAACGGAUUACGUUGCAUCGCUGAGAGCUUGCGGAGAAUUCGUUUGCACAGUCGCAAAGCGAGCAAUUACCCUUGUAAAAUACUGAAAGCUGCAUUGGCAAAAGAGAUAUGAUUGCUCGAAACUUGGUUAAUGGAUUGAGGUAAAUUCACGAAAAAAAGUUGCUUAGUUUUAUACUGCGUUUGAUCUUCGACAAAACUCAGUCAUUUUUUGUCACGCCAUGCCGUUUACCGAUGAAGAAUUGAAAUUGCUUCGUAACUCGUGGGAUGAGGUUAAAAAACUUGGGAUGAAAGAAGUCGGCCUUCAUAUAUUUACCGGAUUGCUGAAUGCAGCACCAAGCUUAAGAACUUUGUUUUACACAAUUGAUUUACCCGAUGAAGAGGAAUUGACCAUUGAUGUAAUGAGAGAGAAUAAAAAAGUUGUCGCCCACGCUACAAGGAUUGCGAAUGCGAUUUCAAAAUUUAUCAAAUUUCUGGAUCAACCAGAGGAGCUUGAAAAGCUGUUGACUUCACUUGGAGAAAGCCAUGCUCGUAGACAAGUCGACCCAGAGAGUUUUGAGUACGUUGCACCAGUGAUACUCUCAGUGAUUGGGGGGCAUCUGAAGUUACCUUCUAACUCACCCACACUACAAGCUUGGGUGAAAGCUUACGGAGUUUUGCGUAAUGGAAUCGUAUCUGCGAUGGAGGCUUAGAAAGAACAUUCCUACCCAACUCAACCUCAUAACAGAGUUUGCACUUUGUUAAACUUUGUUUUCGUAGUUUUAAAUGUGUAGCGCAACACACAUGGAAGUUAAAACAUAGCACUGUGGGGUAAGAUGGGACACCUCUAUAGUACAUAUUAUCCAAAUAUCCUGAACAUGUUUUAAAUAAUUAACAGCGGUCUAUGAAAUUCGGGAAAAACGGUUUUUAUAAUUAUUUAAGCGUUCUUUGUUUACUACCAUAUGGGACGGGAAAAUACAACGAAAAGGUGUCCCAUCAUGCCCCACCCUACUAUAUGUGUUUAUUGCGGUGUUAUUUACUCAUGCGUUACAUUUUUUAAACAAUCUUUUUUUCUGCGCCUAACUCAUCAGACCUACACCGUUUAUCAAGCACAUUUAUAACAAAUUGUAACUUGUUAUUUACACAAUUGUCGUUUAACUUCUUAAGAUUUUUCAGCCUUUGUAUAUAUCGUACUAACACGCCGUUCUAAUGCUCAUAUAAAACAAAAUUGGGUACUGCUUACAUGAAAUUUGUUUUUGUGCCUUAUACUAUUCAGCAGGCUACGAUUUUAUUAUCUUUAUAAUUUAGUUAAAGUUGAAUACACAACGUUUCUCUCUCAAAUAUUAAUCGUUUUUCUCAAGACUUUAGUUUUUUGACUAA
Molecule: messenger RNA, 1443 nt
Organism: Ciona intestinalis (vase tunicate)
Lineage: Eukaryota; Metazoa; Chordata; Ascidiacea; Phlebobranchia; Cionidae
Source: RefSeq, a predicted model, not a curated record